AUGAUCAGGUUAAACAUGAAAUUCUCGACUGUCUUCGCUACAUUGGCAAUGGCCGCCGCCUCCCUGAGCGGUGUCGCAGCUCAAACCACGUCCAGGUGCUGGACAUCCGCCACGCCAGUCGUUGCUAACUACGGCCCUUUGGCCGACCUCCGCGCAGACGCCAGUCAAUUCUGCAACGAGUACGCUGCGGGUCCUGGUAUCUCCUCCGCUGGUCGUCUUAUUUUCGGAUUCCAAUCCGCCGGGUUCUUUGGAAACUUUGCCAGCAACGCGUCGUGUGUGAGCACCUUCAACCAGCUUGUCACCGACUGCUACGGAACAAACCCGAGUCGCCCAGCCACCCUUGGUGGUGUCCGCACCGACCCCGGAGGUGCUGAACUCGUCAUUGCAUUCGGCGAUGGAACCAAGCUUUAA
Messenger RNA from Psilocybe cubensis, 411 nucleotides. RefSeq lists its product as uncharacterized. NCBI's taxonomy places the organism in Eukaryota, Fungi, Basidiomycota, Agaricomycetes, Agaricales, Agrocybaceae. The coding region runs from base 1 to 411 and encodes 136 amino acids. The record is from RefSeq and is a predicted model, not a curated record. The transcript is spliced from 2 exons.